Messenger RNA from Gossypium raimondii (Peruvian cotton), 1374 nucleotides. RefSeq names its product protein trichome birefringence-like 13. Gene Ontology annotation, molecular function: O-acetyltransferase activity. Bases 3 to 1277 code for a protein of 424 amino acids. The record is from RefSeq and is a predicted model, not a curated record. Gene Ontology annotation, cellular component: Golgi apparatus. NCBI's taxonomy places the organism in Eukaryota, Viridiplantae, Streptophyta, Magnoliopsida, Malvales, Malvaceae. The transcript is spliced from 6 exons.
CCAUGGCAACAGCAAAUAUGCUAUCAUCUCUUUUCCCUUUAUUCUCACUCGUAUGCUUCAUCUCAAUCUUUUGCCUUCUCUCUCUUUCUAAAAAAGCCUCCAUUUCUUCUUCUUCCCCAACGUAUCCCCACUUCCAUCUAGUAAAACCCACCAUGGUCACCGGUAACAUCGAGCCCAAUGCCACCUCCGGUUCUAACCCUUAUACGUCGAGCAGCUCUUCAUGCGAUUACUCUGACGGGUCGUGGAUCCACGACCCGGAUGUGAGAUUUGAUCGAUAUGACAGUAGCUGCAAGGAAAUAUUCAAAGGAUGGAAUUGCAUUCUGAACAAAAAAUCAAACGGUCGAGAUAUCGUUAAGUGGCGAUGGAAACCUCGUAACUGCCAUCUCCCGCCCUUCGAUCCUCUCAAGUUUCUUCACACUUACAGGGAUACUAAUAUCGGGUUUGUUGGUGAUUCCCUAAACAGAAACAUGUUUGUUUCUUUGUUUUGCGCUCUGAGACGUGUGGCCGGUGAUGUGAAGAAAUGGCGUCCGUCUGGAGCUGAUCGUGGCUUUACUUUUCUUCACUAUAAUCUUACCAUUGCAUAUCAUCGAACUAAUCUUUUGGCACGCUAUGGUAGCUGGUCAGCUAAUAGUAAUGGUGGCAAGUUGGAAGAUCUUGGAUAUAAAGAGGGUUAUAGAGUUGAUGUUGAUAUUCCGGAAGGCACUUGGGAAAAGGCUCCAGGCUUCCAUGAUAUACUCAUCUUUAACACAGGACACUGGUGGUGGGCUCCUUCAAAAUUUGACCCAAUCAAGUCACCCAUGCUUUUCUUUGAAAGGGGUCUGCCCUUGAUCCCUCCUAUUCCUCCCGAUGUUGGAUUUGAUAAGGUUUUGAAACACACGAUACGGUUUGUGGAGAAAACAAUGCGACCAAGUGCUAUUAAACUUUUUUGUACACGAUCACCCAGACAUUUUGAAGGAGGUGAUUGGGACCAGGGUGGUUCAUGUCAGCGGUUACAGCCUUCAUCACCAAAAGAAGUGGAAGAACUCUUCUCAUUGACGAAAAAUGGUAUGAAUAUGGAAGCACGCCUUGUGAAUCUACACCUGUACAAGUCUCUCAAGGGAUCAAAUUUCCACAUCUUAGAUAUUACCCACAUGAGCGAGUUCAGAGCAGAUGCCCAUCCUUCCACAACUGGAGGAAAGAAACAUGAUGAUUGCAUGCAUUGGUGCUUACCGGGAAUUACAGAUACAUGGAAUGACUUGUUUGUAACUCAUCUUAACAGUCUUAAAAUUAGAAACUGAUCUAUUAUUAUUAUUAAACUAACAUCUUACUUUAUAUAUAUUUAUCGAUAUUGAUUCCUUAUGCUUUUAAGAAGAAAUUUGUUAAUUUUUAAAGUCA